AGGACGGGGCGGUCCGGAGACGGGCCCACGCGUAUUUGAGCUGCUCCGACGUCCCGCCCAGCCUGAGUCGUUCUCUUGCCGCUCCGCCGAGUAAACCCAGGGUCUCCAGCGGGAUCUGGCCCGGAAGAUGUCUGACGGAUUUUCGCUAUCAGAUGCCUUGUCAGGCUCCAACAAUCCUAAUCCAAAUAUGCAACCGAAUCCUUGGGGGAAUCAGCCUGGUGCCUUCUCAGGUUAUCCCGGAGCACCAGGCGCAUAUCCCGGAGCACCAGGCGCAUUUUCCGGAGCACCAGGCGCAUUUCCCGGAGCACCAGGUGCAUUUCCUGGAGCACCAGGCGCAUAUUCAGGAGCACCAGGAGCAUUUCCCAGCACACCAGGCACAUAUCCCGGAGCACCAGGCACAUGCCCAGGAGGAAUAGCAGCACCAGGAGCAUUCUUUGGAGGCCCACCAGGGCCUGGGACAUUUUCAAACACACCAGGAAUGGUUCCACCAGGGGCCUCAGGAAUGUAUCCUGUUCCUGGGCAGCCCCCAAGUGACAGAGGAGCACAGCCAACUGCACCACAAAGUGGAGCUGGAGGAUUUUCUGGUCCAUUGAAAGUCCCUUGUGAGCUACCCCUUUCUUCAGGACUUGUGCCUCGCUUGUUAAUAACUAUGACUGGGACAGUGAAUCCAAGGCCGAACAGAUUUCAAGUAGAUUUCAAGAAAGGCGAUGACAUUGCUUUCCACUUUAAUCCUCGCUUCAAUGAGAACAACAUGAAGGUGAUUGUAUGCAAUAGCAAGAUUCAAAAUGUCUGGGGGAAGGAAGAUCGGACGGCACCCAGGUUUCCUUUUGAGGCUGGCAAACCUUUUAAGAUUCAGAUUCUCUGUGAAGCAGAUCAACUGAAGGUAGCUGUUGAUGACGCUCAUCUCAUGCAGUACAAGCACCGUAUUAAAGACCUGCAGCAUAUCACCAAGCUGUCUGUUUCUGGUGAUGUCACCAUCACCAGUGUCAUGCCUUUCAUGAUCUAAGCCAAGCCUUUGGCCCAUUGCAACCUAGUGCUCAAUAUACCUGUAAAACUGGUUGUUUUUUUCUAAAAAAUAAUAAUGAUAUAUUAAAUAGACUAUAUUGGAUAGUAACUAAUAAAUAAAACUCUUAAAGACUACAA
This is a messenger RNA of Pantherophis guttatus, 1143 nucleotides long. RefSeq names its product galectin 3 (gene LGALS3). Gene Ontology annotation, cellular component: immunological synapse; cytoplasm; nucleus. Gene Ontology annotation, biological process: negative regulation of endocytosis; monocyte chemotaxis; eosinophil chemotaxis. The record is from RefSeq and is a predicted model, not a curated record. Gene Ontology annotation, molecular function: laminin binding; IgE binding; disaccharide binding. NCBI's taxonomy places the organism in Eukaryota, Metazoa, Chordata, Lepidosauria, Squamata, Colubridae.